Molecule: messenger RNA, 3190 nt
Organism: Harpegnathos saltator (Jerdon's jumping ant)
Lineage: Eukaryota; Metazoa; Arthropoda; Insecta; Hymenoptera; Formicidae
Product: DDB1- and CUL4-associated factor 10
Exons: 7
Coding region: 500-2581 (693 amino acids)
Cellular component (GO): Cul4-RING E3 ubiquitin ligase complex
Molecular function (GO): protein binding
Source: RefSeq, a predicted model, not a curated record
AUUCACUUGCAUUUAUUGCGACGGCGAUGCAACGUGAGAGAAUGCCGAAAUGUCCAAUGAUGAUAGAGAUCCAAAAGAUCUGCAAAGAUGGCGCUGAUUUAUGUUGUGUCAGAUUUUUAAAAUUGAUUUGAACCUUAUCGAGUUUUGACACGACGUGGGAAUCGGCUCGUAAGUCACCACUUUUGUAAAUGCAAUAAUCGUGUCGGGACCUAACAAGUCGUACUGUGGCGGAGGAGCGCACCAAUAGUCACGUGUAAUGUCGUGCACAGGUAGCGUUCUGCACUUAACCUAGUCAUGUUGAACCUUGAACCGUCAUCGCGUAUAUGAAGUUCACGGAACUCCGUGAGAUAUUACGAGAGAAAGAUAUCGAGCAGCGGAACGUGCAAACGAAUAAAAGUCCGACGCUGACUAGUAGUUUAUCGCUUGGACUUUCCCAUCGUUCGCAAACUGGUGACAACGAGGUUCGAUUGGAUGCAGAUAAAAUUCACACCUGGCUGAAAUGCCGAAAAUAAGGAUCAAGCAAACACCAAACAGCCUUUGGUUAAGGCAACGUGAGUUAGGUGUCAAGUUUCCUCUUGGUCACAGUGACCAUUUUCACAAGACUCUUUACUCUUCUAUGCAACCCGUAACCUCAUGGGAUCACGGAGAUAACUUAACUGCUGCGAGGCACGGUGGUGUAUUUAAUUUGGAAUAUUCACCUGAUGGGUCUCUCUUGCUAGCAGCAUGUGAGAAGAAAAGUAUUUUAAUGUUUGAUCCAUUAUGCAGGAGAUUGAUUCAUGCUAUAGACAAUGCUCAUAAUGACUGUGUCAAUUGUGUAAGGUUCCUGGAUCAACGUAUGUUUGCAACCUGUUCGGAUGAUAGUACAGUAGCUUUAUGGGAUGCUAGGAACUUGAAACAAAGGAUAAGAACUCUUCAGGGACAUUCUAAUUGGGUGAAAAAUAUAGAAUAUAGUCCAAAGGAUAGCCUAUUAUUGACCAGUGGAUUCGAUGGUAGCAUAUAUACUUGGGACAUUAAUAGCUUUACAGAGAAUAACUUUGUGUACAAUCGUGUAUUUCAUACAAAUGGACUAAUGCGAACAAGACUUAGUCCUGAUGCCAGUAAAAUGUUGAUAUGCACUACUUCGGGAUAUCUCAUUAUAAUACAUAAUCUUAAGCUCAGUACAUUGACUCAGGACUUGGCAGGAUUUAAGCCAAAUAUGUAUAGGCUGAUGCAGUUGUCUCAAACUACCAUACCAGUUGCCGCGAGUUUUACUCAUCUGUUUGCUCACUCCCGUCCUCACAAUAGAGUCGAGUUCCUCACUGAUUUUCCUGUAGGUGACGACGCCGAAGUGAUAUCAAGUCUUCAAGUUCACCCACAAGGAUGGUGCGCGUUGUCCAGAAACGUUAGCAAUGGAGAGAAAUCUGAGUGGACCUGCAUCCACGAUAUACAAGAACGUGACGUAAUCAAUAAUUUGGAACAAACCAAGGAAAGCGAAGAGGCUGCUCCGCAAUUCAACGAAUUAACCGUGGAGGAAUUUGAGGACUUUCAACAGCCACAGCCAUCGCGUUCGGGUAUCACGUCUUCCUUCGUGAUAGAAAGUGUGAAUCGUGCCAGAGUAGUACAUACGGUAUCGGAUGUAAGGUCGAAUUCAUUCAUAUCCACGGAUGCCGCGCCGUCGGUCAGGCCGUCGGCUCAAUCGAGGGCGAACUGGCAGGUAACGCCUCGUAGAAAUCUACGUUCACAAUCGAGGAGUCCGCGACCAGACAGGAACGUGAUGCGAACGAAUUUCGACGUGGUCGAAGUGAAUUCGAGCGCCGGUACUGCCGACGCGAGAGUAAACGCAAUUCAUAACGAAGACAGGGCAGAGGAUCAGUACAUGGACGAUAAUAAUGAGAAUCCAGGGCACGAUGCGUCGUCGCCUGACGAGAGAGAUCGAGAGUACAGAUCCCCGAGACCGAAUUCCCAGCUCAACGACCUGCGGCGACGUAACGUGAUCGACAAUUUUGCUAGCGGUAAUGUCGAGUUGCACGUUAGCACGACCGACGUGUGGGAAGCGCUCGUUGCGAUCAGAGAAGCCAGACUUCGGAGGGAACGCGAAAGGGAAUUCUAUCCCACCGCCGACAGGAGGGACUGGCUCCCUAGAGCAAACAACGGCGUGAGCGUGAAUAUCCCGCGAUCUUCCCACACGGUUGUGAUAAUCGGCGACAGGACCCGGGUGCAGAAUCAAAAUAGGCAGAAUCUGCAGACUAUGUACGCCAUACCGAGAAACCACAAGAUACAUCAGAACACACCUAGAUUAACGCAUUAUAUCGAGGAGCCGAACGUUGGUUCCGGCUAUAUCAAGGAAUUGUGCUUUUCGGCCGAUGGUAGAUUGAUAUGCUCGCCGUUCGGCUACGGGGUACGAUUGCUAGCAUUUUCAAGCGAUUGUGCCGAGUUAUCAAACUGCGUUCCAUCCGCCAACGAGUCCAUACAGCUUCACGAGUUAGCAACCAGCAUUAGUCAUUCCGAUAUUGUGGUUAGCACGAAAUUCUCCCCCAGACAUUGCUUGCUCGUGUCCGGUUGCCUCAGCGGCAAGAUUGUUUGGCAUCAGCCGGUGGUUUAGCUAAAUUGAUAUAAUUUACUAUAGGCAUUGUUAUAUAUUUUUUAUCGAUCGGUCUCUUAAUAGAUAGCUAGACAUGUUUUGCCGCUUUGUGCAAGAACAAAUCAUUGUAGAGAGUUACGCUGACUAUACAGAGUAUCUUCUUUUUUUCUUUUCUUUUUCUUUCUGAUAAUUGUCAUUUUUACUUGAUGCAUGCCUUUUUAAUGAAUGUUAUUCGAUACAUCAUCUCUGUACGGUUCCACAUUUUCUACUGUCAUAUACUUGCUAUGAUGAUAAUGCGGAUAACGGAUGAAAUUCCACAAGAUUUAAUUUACAUUUGCGCGCACCUCUGAGGGAAAGAUGAGAAUUAUUAAGAAAACCGUUAUGUCUCUCGAUUGCACACCAACGUUUUGCGACACAUUGUUCUGCAAUAUGAUAUACACUUACACGCACGUGAUAUAAUUAAUUAAACGAUUAAAAUGAUAUUUCAUAUUAUUACCUUUUCGCCAAUUAAUAUGAACUAAACAAUCGAGAAUGGUAUCGAUGACAAUCGACAAAAACGCGCCAUCAUAAAUGUAUUAAUAAUGUAAUCAAUUCUAUGCUAUUGUUUUUAUAUUGUACAUUUUUAUUUCA